This is a messenger RNA of Microsporum canis CBS 113480, 3402 nucleotides long. Its product is annotated as DNA polymerase gamma. Lineage: Eukaryota; Fungi; Ascomycota; Eurotiomycetes; Onygenales; Arthrodermataceae. Gene Ontology annotation, cellular component: mitochondrion; gamma DNA polymerase complex. Gene Ontology annotation, molecular function: DNA-directed DNA polymerase activity; DNA binding; 3'-5' exonuclease activity. Gene Ontology annotation, biological process: mitochondrial DNA replication. The coding region runs from base 1 to 3402 and encodes 1133 amino acids. The transcript has 2 exons. The record is from RefSeq and is a predicted model, not a curated record.
AUGCAGGUGUUCAACCGCGGUUUGCAUAGAACCUCCAUUUCAAUAUUGAAGGCACGAUUAGUCCGCAAGGCGAUACCAGCAUGGAGCGCAUCCGUAAGGAAAUAUGCGAAACAAACGGGCCAGGAUGAUGCUGAGUCAAAGAAGAAUACGCUUGCAAUCCCUUCCACUGGUCGAUUUAACGAGAUCGGAGUUCAGCAACUGAGCAGUGUCAUUCACCCCCAAGUGUUCAGCAAUAAACCUACGCCCCCCGACCCUAAACUAGUUGCGUUAGCUAGGGACCAUUUAUCUCGACAUGAUUUACUGGGGAAAGCGCAGGAUGGAUCUGGUCCGAUCGCAUUCAACCUCCCAUCCCUACAAGGACAGUCACUAGAUGAGCAUUUCCAUAAACUGGGAAUGGACGCAUCUGAACCCUAUCUAAGCGACGCGAAACAGUAUGCGACAGCUCAUUUACCCCAACAGCCGCGAAAGUGGAUUAGGCAGAGCGGUUGGACCAAAUAUAAUACGGACGGAACAGCCGAAAAGAUCAAUGCGCCGGAUGAGACAAUGUUGACGUUUGAUACUGAAGUUAUGUGGAAGGAACAUCCGUUUGCUGUAAUGGCCUGUGCUGCCGGCCCAACGUCAUGGUAUGCUUGGAUCUCGCCCUGGCUGCUGGGCGAGACUGAAAAUGCCCGGCAAUUAGUUCCCCUGGGCGAUGCAUCGACACCUCGGAUAAUUAUAGGUCAUAAUAUUGGGUACGAUCGAGCUAGAAUAUUGGAGGAAUAUGAUAUCAAGCAGUCACGAAAUUUCUUCAUUGAUACGAUGUCUCUCCAUGUCGCAGUGAACGGGAUGUGUUCACAGCAGCGGCCAACUUGGAUGAAGCAUAAGAAAAACAGGGAUCUUCGUGAUAAACUAGUGCGCGGAACGGAAUCAGCUGAGCUCGCCUCUAUGGUUGAAAAUAAAAUGCUUAGCGAGGAAGAGGAGGAGCUAUGGGUAGGGCGAAGCUCUAUCAACUCUCUCCGUGAUGUUGCCAAAUUCCAUUGCAAUAUUACUAUAGAUAAAGCUCAACGGAACUAUUUUGGUGAACUUGACCGCGCUGGAAUUAAUGAAAGACUAGAUGAGCUUCUUGAUUACUGUGCCGCUGACGUUGCCAUCACUCACCGAGUGUACAAAAAAGUGUUUCCUAACUUCCUAGAAACCUGUCCGCAUCCCGUCAGCUUUGCUGCCUUGAGGCAUCUUUCAUCUGUUAUCCUUCCUGUCAAUGAGACAUGGGAAGAGUACUUGAAGAAUGCCGAAGAGACAUACCACCGCGCAUUGGACAGCGUGCAAAAGAGGCUAGUUGAGCUUUGUGAAGCUGCCCUCAAGGUAAAGGACAAACCGGAAAUAUAUCAAAAUGAUCCUUGGCUUCGACAGCUGGACUGGUCAGGCCAAGAGAUCAGAAUGGUCAAAGGCAAGAAGAAAGGCGACCCACCUCGACCUGCAGCACGCCAAAAACUACCGGGGAUGCCAAAGUGGUACAAGGACCUUUUCCCAACAAGCAAGUCAAAUAUUAAUAUUACGGUGCGGACUCGAGUCUCUCCGAUCCUCUUAAACCUCUCGUGGGAUGGAUUCCCCCUCGUUUGGUCCGAUAAACAUGCAUGGACGUUUGAAGUUCCCAGGAAUGAGAUAAAACGGUAUGAGGAACAAGCAUUUACCUCAUGCGAUAUGUCAGAGGAGACCAACCCUGCUCUGCGCGAAGAUAAGGAACAUGUGUAUUUUAAACUACCGCAUAAAGAUGGACCGGAUGCCCGUUGUGCAAGCCCCCUCUCAAAGGGUUAUCUUCAGUAUUUCGAAAGUGGAAAGCUCUCAUCCCAAUUUCCUUUGGCCAAAGAGGCUUUAGAGAUGAACGCUUCUUGCUCAUAUUGGAUCAGCGCCAGGGAUCGAAUCACGUCACAGAUGGUUGUAUAUAAGAAGGACUUGGAGAAGGCAGAGUCUUCGGGCAAGGGUCUUUCAUCGAAUUCGAAACUAGGUUUUAUUCUCCCACAGGUAAUUCCUAUGGGAACAAUCACACGCAGAGCUGUCGAAAAUACCUGGCUCACCGCGAGCAAUGCUAAACCGAACCGUGUUGGUUCCGAGCUAAAAGCUAUGGUUCGAGCGCCGCCUGGGUAUGUUUUUGUGGGCGCUGAUGUUGAUUCAGAGGAACUUUGGAUCGCUAGUCUAGUUGGUGAUGCACAAUUUCAACUUCACGGUGGGAAUGCCAUUGGUUUUAUGACACUUGAAGGUACAAAAGCGGCGGGUACAGACUUACACUCGAAAACAGCUAAAAUCCUGGGGAUCUCUCGAAACAACGCAAAGGUUUUUAAUUACGGUAGAAUAUACGGCGCUGGUUUGAAGUUUGCUGCCACACUUCUACGGCAAUUCAACCCAAGCAUGUCCGAAGCCGAAACGAAGGCUGUGGCUGCCAAACUAUACAAGGAGACAAAAGGAACUCGAACGACCCGUAGAAUGCUAAGUGAGAACCCAUUUUUACGUGGUGGAACUGAGUCAUUCGUAUUCAACAAGCUUGAAGAGUUUGCAGAGCAGGAAAGGCCGCGAACUCCUGUCCUAGGAGCCGGUAUCACCGAAGCAUUAAUGCGACGAUUUAUCAAUAAGGGCAGCUUCAUGACCUCCAGAAUUAAUUGGGCAAUUCAGUCAUCCGGGGUCGAUUAUCUCCAUUUACUCAUCAUAUCAAUGGACUAUCUCAUCAGGCGCUUCAAUUUGGAUGCCCGUCUUGCUAUUACCGUCCAUGAUGAAAUUCGGUAUGUAGUAAAGGAAACAGACAAGUACAAAGCUGCAAUGGCAUUACAGGUCGCAAAUCUUUGGACCCGAGCCAUGUUUUCACAGCAAAUGGGUAUCGACGAUCUGCCACAAUCAUGUGCGUUCUUUUCGGCAGUAGAUAUUGACCAUGUCUUACGAAAAGAAGUGAACUUAGACUGCGUGACGCCAUCUCAUCCCAACAAAAUCCCGCAUGGGGAAUCACUUGAUAUCCAUGAACUCCUCUCUAAAGGCGACGAGGCAAAGCUUGACACGUCAAUUACCCCUUUGGUACCACCGAUGCCUGAGAAAUAUAACUACACCCCACGAAAACCCGUUAUGGCAUCUUUACAAAAUUCAGGAAGCACAGAUUUUAUCAAAGCACAGAUAACUAGUGAUGAUAAAGAGCUACGUGAAUUAAUAAAAGAGACAAUGAAGAAGAAUUCUUCCUCUACAUCAGGCAGCACGACAAAAACGCCCCCUAAACGGGGAUCAAAAUCACAGGUACCGCCACAUGCAGAGCCGCAAAAGGCUAUUUUAAUGGAUGUUCAGCCAAAUCUCCUUCCAGGAGCCAAAUCACAAAACCUCACCAAGCCCUCGUCCUUUACCAUACAUCGCUUUAGCUGGAAACCACGGUCGCCUGCAUCUGUAUAA